CAGGAGGGGGUGUGUGGGUUGUGGGGAGGUGGGUGGCUGCCUGGGAAUUUCCCCGGCAGGGCCGGGGUGGCAGAGGCUGCCCGGAGCUGGACCAAUGUCCUGCUCGUGCGGGGCUGUCACGGCAUGCGGUGCCCCUGGAAUUUCUGGGUGUCCCAGCAGCACCUCCUCCGCACUGCCCUCCUUUGAGGGUCCAGGUUUCACAGCCAGGGACGGGGCUUUUCUUCCUUUCCAUCUCUGCUGUUUGUCUCAGAGAAAACCCAACUCACUGUUUUUCAACUGCCUGAAGGUGUUUUUUGGGGGUUUUUCAGGCUAUUUUGAAGCUCAUUUUUCCCAGAUGUGCUUUUUUUUUCUUUUCUUUUCUUUUUUUUUUUUUUCUUCUUCUGUAACUUUUCUUCUUCGCCUUAAAGUUUCCGGCCAUGUGACUUUCAGCUUACAUCCCCGAGGUUCUGAGAAACCACAGGAGGCCGAGACCUAAAGGGAAGGUGCAGAGGCUCGGAGAGGAGAGGCAGAGAAAGUGGCAGGAGGACAGUGUGCCUCCGGGACGGGCGAGAGCCGGGAAGCCAAGCGCCACCUCAGCGGGGCCAGAGGAGGGCAGGAGACAGGGAAGCGAGGCAGAAGGCCGGCACGCCAAGAGCACGAAGGAAGCUGAAGAGGCCCUGGGAGCCAGAGACGGGAGCCAUGCCCCACAGCUCUGACAGCAGCGACUCCAGCAGCUUCAGCCAGUCUCCCCCUCCCAGCAAGCAGGACUCUUCUGAUGACAUGAGGAAAGUCCAGAGGAGGGAGAAGAAUCGCAUUGCUGCCCAGAAGAGCCGCCUGAGGCAGACACAGAAAGCAGACACGCUGCACUUGGAGAGUGAAGACCUGGAGAGGCAGAAUGCUGCCCUGCGCCGGGAGAUCAAGCAGCUGACAGAGGAGAUGAAGCACUUUGCCUCAAUGCUGAGCUCCCACGAACCACUCUGCUCCAUCCUGACAUCCCCUCCGCCACCUCCAGAAGUGCUUUACGCCACACACUCCUUCCACCAGCCCCACAUCAGCUCCCCACGCUUCCAGCACUGAGCCAGUCAGCAGGAUGGCAGCCCGCCGGCUCCGCUGAUGGCAAGAAGCAACUUUGUGGGGCUUGCUUUUCCAUCCAAGGGAAAGAGACGAACAGAUGGACACCCCUUCUCAAAGUGUGUACUCUGAGUGACUUGCCUAAGACUUGCUCCCUGUGCAGAAAUGGCAGAGCCACCAGGAGGCAUCUUCAGGCAGUUGCCAGCUUGCAUCCUGGGAAGAGAAGACAUCCACAAAAGGGCACCAACCCACUUCCCUGGUGCUUGCCUGGGGAUGCUUGCAGGAGUGUGCAGCACCAGCAGCCUCCGUGAGCGGCUGGCUGUGGCAUGCAACAGCCAGAGCUCCAGGGAGAGGUGCAGAGGCAGAGGGAAGAUUGGGGGCCACAGAGUACCAGAAUGAAAGUGGUUUAUUUUUGUAAAAUAAAGAUUGAAAAUGCUUAA
Molecule: messenger RNA, 1490 nt
Organism: Columba livia (rock pigeon)
Lineage: Eukaryota; Metazoa; Chordata; Aves; Columbiformes; Columbidae
Gene: BATF
Product: basic leucine zipper ATF-like transcription factor
Exons: 3
Coding region: 679-1056 (125 amino acids)
Biological process (GO): regulation of transcription by RNA polymerase II
Cellular component (GO): nucleus
Molecular function (GO): RNA polymerase II cis-regulatory region sequence-specific DNA binding; DNA-binding transcription factor activity, RNA polymerase II-specific
Source: RefSeq, a predicted model, not a curated record